GGAACCAAAAAACCCAGCUGGAGAACCGACGCCCCCAAAUUCCAACCUCGUCUCUCCGCCUCGACUUCGAACGGCGCCGGUCUCUAGGUCGACGUCCGCCUCCUUCGCAUCCUCUCUCCGCCUCGAGGUCGUACGUCGUUCGCCGCCGAACGCCGUUCGCCGCCUCGAGCUCGUACGUCGUUCUCGAGCUCGAACGCCCGCUUCGCCGUCGCCGUUCUCGGGCUCGGUCGCCGCCGCCAUCACCUCCGCGGCCUCCUCCGCGGCACCGCCUCCCAACCCAGGAUGGAAGAUAAUCAGAAUGUCUCUAUUUUGCUAUUUGAUGAGGAUACUGCUGAUAAUCUCCUCAUUCGCAUUAUCAACAUGGCUGCACAAAUAGGAGGUCUAGUCACGAGUAUCUCGCACCUCAUAUCACAAGAGGAGAUAAAUCUACCCAUUUCCCAACUCAGACAUGGCAUUACGGACCUUGGCCUUCAAUAUUUGAAAUUUAAGAUGGAUAGCAACCCACGUGAUUUUCGUCGAGUAUACCGUAUGUAUCCGGAUUGCUUCAUGAAAUUGUGUAUGGUCUUGCGAGAACGUGGGCAUUUACAAGAUACACGGUAUAUCAGCGUUGAGGAGAUGGUUGCUAUUUUCCUACUCACCGUUACUCAAAAUCAACGAUAUUGCAUCACCACUGAAAGGUUUGAUCGAUCCCGAUUUGCCGUCAGUGUUUGUUUCAAUAAGGCACUACAGGCCCUUGUGUCAUUAGCUCCUUGUAUGAUGGCUCCUCCUCCUACUGAUCCACCAGAAAAGGUCACAUCUGAAUCUCGUUUUUGGACUUACUUCAAGGACUGUAUUGGUGCUAUUGACGGGACCCACAUUCCAUGUAUGGUAUAUGGCGAGGACCAAACUCCAUACCGUAAUAGACAUGGCUAUCUUUCUCAAAAUAUCCUUGCAACAUGCACAUUUGAUCUUAGGUUUAUUUAUGUCUUAGUGGGAUGGGAGGGAUCUGCCAAUGACUCACGGGUCCUGAAGGAUGCAAUGAGUAGAAGUGCAUGUAGUCUUCCACUUCCAAAUGGUAAAUUUUAUCUAGUUGAUUGUGGUUACCCAAAUAGGCUACAAUUCUUGGCUCCCUAUCGGGGUACGAGGUACCACCUUAAAGAGUUUGGCCCAGCUAACAACCGUCAGCGACCACGCAAUGCUCAUGAGCUAUUCAACCAUCGACAUUCAUCACUUAGAAAUUGUAUUGAACGUAUUUUUGGCAUUUUUAAGUCUAGGUUUACAAUUUUUAAGUCUCAACCUCCAGGUUUUCCAUAUGAGACUCAAAAAAGUAUGAUCUGGGCAUGUAUCGGCCUGCAUAAUUUUCUGAAGAUGGAGAACUCCAACGAUGACUUUGAAGUUUCUGAUCUUCCUCCAGAGGCACCACGCAAUGUUGCUCCGAUUGAUGGUGAUUCUGAUGAGGACGAUGACCUACAAACUCAACAAGCACAACGGACAGCUGCAUCACGUUGGAGAGAACAAAUAGCAAACACAAUGUGGGAGGAUGGGACAAACGUAGCCCAAGGAGUCUAGAGCAAAGUUAUAUGCCGGUAGAUUAUAUUUGUAAUAAUUAAGAUUUAAGUUACCGACUGAGACUUUAUUUGUAAUAAUUAAGAUUUUAUCAUCAUCAUCAUUAUAAUUAGAUGUAUGAAUGAUUAAAUAA
Molecule: messenger RNA, 1678 nt
Organism: Asparagus officinalis (garden asparagus)
Lineage: Eukaryota; Viridiplantae; Streptophyta; Magnoliopsida; Asparagales; Asparagaceae
Exons: 4
Coding region: 283-1548 (421 amino acids)
Source: RefSeq, a predicted model, not a curated record